This is a messenger RNA of Oncorhynchus masou masou (cherry salmon), 2709 nucleotides long. Its product is annotated as ephrin type-A receptor 6-like. Lineage: Eukaryota; Metazoa; Chordata; Actinopteri; Salmoniformes; Salmonidae. The record is from RefSeq and is a predicted model, not a curated record. Gene Ontology annotation, biological process: ephrin receptor signaling pathway; axon guidance; protein phosphorylation. The coding region runs from base 19 to 2709 and encodes 896 amino acids. Gene Ontology annotation, molecular function: ATP binding; transmembrane-ephrin receptor activity; protein binding. Gene Ontology annotation, cellular component: dendrite; plasma membrane. The transcript is spliced from 15 exons.
UGGGAUGCUAUAACAGAGAUGGAUGAACACAACCGUCCCAUCCAUACCUUCCAGGUGUGUCACGUGAUGGAACCCAACCAGAACAACUGGCUACGCUCCAAUUGGAUCCUCCGCCAGGCAGCACAGAAGGUGUACGUGGAGCUGCGGUUCACUCUGAGAGACUGUAACUCCAUCCCCUGGGUAUCUGGGACCUGCAAGGAGACCUUCAACCUUUUCUACUAUGAGACAGACGAGUCCCACGGGGGCAAGUUCAAACCCGCCCAGUACACCAAGAUCGACACCAUUGCAGCUGACGAGAGCUUCACCCAGAUGGACCUGGGAGACCGCAUUCUGAAGCUCAACACUGAGGUUCGGGAAGUGGGUCCUAUCUCCAGGAAGGGUUUCUACCUGGCGUUCCAGGACAUUGGGGCGUGCAUCGCCCUGGUCUCAGUCAGGGUGUACUAUAAGAAGUGUCCCUUCACCCUGAGGAACCUGGCCUCCUUCCCUGACACCGUGCCCCGGGUCGACUCCUCCUCCCUGGUGGAGGUCAGGGGAGUGUGUGUGGAGCAUGCCGAGGAGAGGGACACUCCCAAACUGUACUGCGGCGCCGAUGGUGACUGGCUGGUGCCUUUGGGGAAGUGUGUCUGUAGCCUGGGCUAUGAAGAGAUGGACGGGGCAUGUCUCGCGUGUCGACCAGGCUUCUACAAGGCGUUUGCGGGGAACAUCAAGUGUUCCAAGUGUCCCCCUCACAGUUUCAGCUAUGGAGAGGGGGCUGCUGUCUGCCACUGUGAGAAGGCUUUCUACAGAGCUGAGAGAGACCCACCCACUAUGGCCUGCACACGUCCCCCCUCCCCUCCUCGUAACGUGGUCUUCAACCUUAAUGACACCUGUCUACUGUUAGAGUGGUCUCCACCCAGUGACAUGGGUGGUCGCAGGGACCUGACCUAUAACGUGCUGUGUAAACGCUGUGGCCCAGAGCCCGACCAAUGCCAGCUGUGUGGGGAGGAGCUGCGCUUCGUGCCCCGCCCCCAGGGCCUGACCAACGCCAUGGUAACAGUGAUGGACUUCUCGGCUCACGCCAACUACACCUUCGAGAUCGAGUCGCUGAACGGAGUGUCUGAGAUGAGCCACUUCCCGAGACCUGUGGCCGCCAUCACUGUCUCCACCGACCAGGGCGGUCCCUUUAUGGUGGGCGUGCUGAAGAAGGACUGGGCAUCUCAGAACAGCAUUGCCCUGUCGUGGCUGGAGCUAGAACAGACCUCCCUCCUGGUGGUAGACUAUGAGGUCAAGUACUACGAGAAGGAACAUGAGGAGUUGAGCUACUCGUCGACACGGACCAAAGCCCCCAGUGUGGUCAUCACAGGGUUAAAGCCCUCCACCUGCUACGUCUUCAGCCUGAGAACACGCACCUCCUCUGGACACAGCGCCUACAGCCCCAAAUGCGAGUAUGAGACCACGGACGACACGUCGGACAUGGCUUCAGACCAGGGUCAAGUGUUGGUGAUCGUCACGGCAGCCGUGGGCGGCUUCACUCUCCUCAUCAUCCUCACCCUCUUCUUCCUCAUCACCGGACGGUGUCAGUGGUACAUCAAAUCCAAGAUGAGCUCAGAGGAGAAGAGGAGGACCAACUAUCAGAGUGGACAUGCCCUCCCAUUCCCGGGAGUAAAGGCCUAUGUAGAUCCAGACACCUAUGAGGAUCCUACCCAGGCUGUCCAUGAGUUUGCCAAAGAGAUUGACCCGACCCGGAUCCGUAUAGAAAGAGUUAUUGGAGCAGGUGAGUUCGGGGAGGUGUGUAGCGGUCGUCUGCGGAUACCGGGGAAGAGGGAGAUCGCCGUGGCGAUAAAGACACUGAAGGGCGGCUACGUGGAGCGUCAGAGGCGGGACUUCCUCCGUGAGGCCAGCAUCAUGGGACAGUUUGACCACCCAAACAUCAUCAGGCUGGAGGGCGUGGUCACCAAAAGCAGGCCUGUGAUGAUUGUGGUGGAGUACAUGGAGAAUGGAUCUCUGGACUCUUUCCUGAGGACGCAUGAUGGCCAAUUCACAGUGAUCCAGUUGGUGGGCAUGCUGCGUGGCAUUGCGUCGGGCAUGAAGUACCUGUCUGACAUGGGCUACGUCCACAGAGACCUGGCCGCCCGCAACAUUCUGGUCAACAGCAACCUGGUGUGUAAGGUGUCUGACUUCGGCCUGUCCAGAGUCCUGGAGGACGACCCAGAGGCUGCUUACACCACCACGGGAGGUAAGAUCCCUAUCAGGUGGACAGCUCCAGAGGCCAUCUCCUACAGGAAGUUCUCAUCAGCCAGCGACGCCUGGAGCUACGGAAUCGUCAUGUGGGAAGUGAUGUCAUACGGGGAGCGGCCUUACUGGGAGAUGUCCAAUCAGGACGUGAUCCUGUCCAUAGAGGAGGGCUACCGUCUCCCUGCUCCUAUGGGCUGCCCUGUGGUUCUACACCAGCUGAUGCUACACUGCUGGCAGAAGGAGAGGAGCCAGAGGCCCAAGUUCACUGAUGUGGUGUCCUUCCUGGAUAAGCUGAUCAGGAACCCCAGCAGCCUGCUGGCCCUGGUGGAAGAUAUACAGGGUCUAGCAGAGUCCCCAGGAGAGGUGGUGGACUACCCCAUGUUCAUCUCCAUCGGGGAUUGGCUCGAUUCCAUCAAGAUGAGCCAAUACAAGAGCAGCUUUGUGGCAGCAGGAUUCAGCACCCUGGAUUCUGUGGCCCAGAUGAGCAUUGAGUGA